CCCCGCUGUGUACAUUCCCUAAGCUGAACACCUUUUAAAGCUAAAUACUGUCACUGCAUAUUCACCGCACCCUCACCACUGUCAUCUGCCAGGAUCAGAUUGUGGCUGUUGGCAGCGGCAUAAAGCAGGUACCUGUGUGUUCCCAGGUAGUCACAUCAGCAAUAUGAAGAAGCCCAAGGAAAUACCUGCUGUUCCCAUAACAACUGUGUCACACACCUCCGUUCUUACAGUUUAACCAAAGCUCACACUUUGGAAUUUGACCCCAGAAAUCUAUCAAGUGGAGGAAUUUUACAAACACUUUUUCAUGCCAACAAUCUCCAUUCCUUUUUCGCUUGUGGUUGCUACAGAGUGGGGACUGGGCACAAAGAAGGUGCAGUCUCCAGCAGAGCAACACCAACCAAGCUGAGCACGUCCGGCAUUGGCCAUACUGGGCAGUGAGAGCAGUGGAAUUAUGGAAACCAGCACCCAGAGCCCACCCCAAACCACCCCUGGAAUGGAAGCCUUCCCCAGGAAAUCCCUUGAAACCGUAGACAUUGUUGUUUUGGUCCUGUAUUUUGUGUUUGUCCUGGGAGUUGGUUUAUGGUCUAUCUGUCGCACAAAGAGGGGCACGGUGAAAGGGUACUUCCUGGCGGGAAAAGACAUGGCGUGGUGGCCUGUUGGAGCCUCUUUGUUUGCCAGUAACGUGGGGAGCGGCCAUUUCAUUGGCUUGGCCGGCUCUGGAGCAGCAUCGGGUAUCGCUGUCACUGCCUAUGAAUGGAAUGGUCUGUUCUGCGUGCUUGCCUUGGCUUGGCUGUUCCUGCCGAUCUACAUAUCUGCUGGGGUCACCACGAUGCCUGAGUACCUGCAGCGUCGAUUUGGAGGGAAAAGGAUCCAGAUCUUCCUGGCCAUCUUGUAUCUGUUUAUCUACAUAUUCACGAAAAUAUCUGUUGACAUGUACGCUGGGGCGCUCUUCAUCCAACAAGCUUUGCAAUGGGAUCUCUAUGUGGCAGUGAUAGGAUUACUAGUAAUUACUGCCAUUUAUACUGUAGCUGGUGGGUUGGCGGCAGUGAUCUAUACAGACACGCUGCAGACAGUGAUAAUGAUUAUCGGAGCACUCAUCCUCAUGGCUUAUAGUUUUAUUGAGAUUGGAGGUUUUGAGGCUUUGCAGGAGAAGUAUUUCCAAGCCAUCCCCAAUACUCACUCAGGGAAUAGCACAUGUGGGAUUCCCAGAGAGGAUGCAUUUCAUAUAUUUAGGGAUCCGGUCACUUCCGAUCUUCCUUGGCCUGGAGUGCUGGUGGGAAUGACCAUACCAUCUCUUUGGUACUGGUGUACUGACCAGGUCAUUGUUCAGAGAUCCCUCUCAGCCAAGAACCUCUCUCACGCCAAGGGAGGAUCCCUGCUAGCUGCGAGUCUCAAAGUCCUGCCCCUCUUUAUGAUGGUACUGCCAGGAAUGAUCAGCCGAGUUCUGUUCACGGAUCAGGUGGCAUGUGCAGAUCCAGAGCUGUGUAAGGAAAUAUGCGGAAACCCAUCAGGGUGUUCGGAUAUUGCCUACCCCAAGAUGGUGAUUGAGCUGCUGCCAACAGGAUUAAGAGGUCUUAUGAUGUCAGUUAUGAUUGCUGCUCUCAUGUCCUCACUGACUUCCAUUUUUAAUAGUGCCAGCACCAUCUUCACUAUGGAUCUCUGGCGCCACAUCCGACCACGCUCUACAGAAUGGGAGCUCAUGAUUGUAGGAAGGGUUUUUGUCCUAGCGUUGGUGGUUGUGUCCAUUUUGUGGAUCCCGCUUGUUCAGGCCAGUCAAGGUGGGCAACUCUUUAUUUACAUCCAGUCCAUCAGUUCCUACCUUCAACCUCCCGUGGCUGUGGUAUUUAUAGCGGGCUGCUUCUGGAAGCGCACAAAUGAAAAGGGUGCCUUCUGGGGAAUGACCAUUGGCCUGGCUGUUGGCCUGAUUCGAAUGGUGCUGGACUUUAUUUAUGUAGCCCCACAGUGUGACCAACCUGACACUCGGCCAGGGGUUGUGAAAUAUGUUCACUAUUUGUACCUGUCUAUGAUCCUUGGGUUACUUACGCUUAUAGUGGUGGUAGCAGUAAGCAUCUGGACUGAGCCACCUUCCAAACAGAUGAUCAGUCGUCUCACCUGGUUCUCGCGUUUUGACACAGAAGUUGUAGGUCCAGUGGAGACAACAGACAACAGCCCUGCUCAAAAUGGCAUCAGUGUCAUGGAGGACAUCUCAGAAAAACCUCAUGCAACAUCCACAGAUGCCAUUUACAAUGAUAUAAUAGAUGAUAACCCUUCUUCCUCUUCCUGUCUGAAGAAAACCAUACUCUGGUUAUGUGGGAUGGACAGCAGGAAAGGAGACAAACAUGACCAGGCACCUCCUUCUACAUUAGAACCAGCUGAAGUGUUGCUGUAUGAAGGUCCCUGUUUAAAACAGAUUCUAAACACCAGCCUCAUCCUCUGCAUGAGCGCAGGAGUCUUUCUUUGGGCUUAUUUUGGCUAGAAAUACCUAGGGAAUGCUCCAGGGAACGGUCACUUCAGGGACAAAAUGCACUGCGUGCCAUGACUACAAACUAGAAUCGGAAGGAUGAGUUGAGAGAUAAAGAAUCAGUCACAGUAAAGGCCUUCUGAACUGCAGACGCUGGCAUUAAUGACUUUCCUUAUAAUGAAGAUCUAUGGAAGUGUCUACUCCAUUCAGUGCUAUGAGGAGUUUGCCUCAAUGAUGAUGAAUGACUUCACUUGCUCUAUAAAAGCUGCUCACACAAGCGCCACCAAUCCCUAAAAACAUUUGUUACCGGUGAAGAUCAAACAGCGAUGUUUCAAUGCAAACCUCUGUCCAUGUAUGGGUCUUGGGAAAAUACAGUCUUUUCUUUGAGAUCUUUUUUAUAACAGAUAAAACUGCUUAUAAAACUUCUAA
Xenopus tropicalis (tropical clawed frog) is the source of this 2890-nucleotide messenger RNA. It is a transcript of the gene slc5a11, whose product is annotated as solute carrier family 5 (sodium/inositol cotransporter), member 11. The record is from RefSeq and is a predicted model, not a curated record. Lineage: Eukaryota; Metazoa; Chordata; Amphibia; Anura; Pipidae. The transcript is spliced from 16 exons. The coding region runs from base 452 to 2476 and encodes 674 amino acids. Gene Ontology annotation, cellular component: membrane; apical plasma membrane. Gene Ontology annotation, molecular function: transmembrane transporter activity. Gene Ontology annotation, biological process: myo-inositol transport; transmembrane transport.